AUGAAGCGGCCUGGGCUGUGGAGGAGCAUCAGUCUCAGAGGCGUGGGAGGACCAGUACACUUUGCUGCAGGGUCUGACGGGGUUUGGCUCUGCGAGAAGAUCGUUGAGGAGGAGAUCCAGGUUUUGUGGGACAGAGAAAGGCCUUGGACGUUGAAAUUUGAUAGUGGAGUAUUACUGCUUAGCACACACAGACUAAUCUGGAGGGAUCAGAAGAAUCAUGAGUGCUGCAUUGCUGUACCUUUGUCUCAGAUUGUCUUUAUUGAAGAGCAGGCAGCUGGGAUAGGAAAAAGUGCCAAAAUAGUAGUUCAUCUUCAUCCUGCUCCUUCAAACAAAGAGCCUGGUCCAUUCCAAAACAGCAAAUAUUCCUACAUCAAACUUUCUUUCAAAGAACAUGGACAGAUUGAGUUCUAUAGACGGUUAUCAGAAGAAAUCACACAAAGGCGGUGGGAGAACAUGCCUACUGGUCAGACCAUUCCAGCUAACAAGGAUCCACAGGCAGGAAGAAUAAGGGCUGUAGGAAUUGUAGGGAUCGAAAGGAAAUUAGAGGAAAAAAGAAAAGAGACUGACAAAAACAUUUCUGAGGCUUUUGAGGACCUUAGCAAACUAAUGGAGAAGGCUAAGGAAAUGGUGGAGUUAUCCAAGUCAAUAGCUCAUAAGAUUAAAGAAAAACAAGGUGACAUCACUGAGGAUGAGACUAUUAGGUUCAAGUCCUAUCUACUGAGUAUGGGUAUAGCUAAUCCAGUUACCAGGGAAACAUAUGGAUCUGGUACGCAUUACCACAUGCAACUGGCAAAGCAACUAGCUGGAAUACUGCAGACACCGUUGGAGGAGCGAGGAGGGAUAAUGUCACUUACAGAAGUGUACUGUCUGGUAAAUCGUGCACGAGGAUUAGAGUUGCUCUCACCAGAAGAUUUAGUAAAUGCUUGUAAGAUGCUGGAGUCACUGAAAUUACCACUAAGGCUUCGGAUAUUCGACAGUGGUGUGAUGGUGAUUGAACUCCAGUCUCAUAACGAAGAGGAAAUGGUAGCUUCUGCUUUAGAGACAGUAUCUGAAAAGGGUUCUCUCACAGCUGAUGAGUUUGCUAAACUAGUGGGGAUGUCUGUUCUCUUAGCCAAAGAAAGGCUGCUCCUUGCUGAAAAGAUGGGCCAUCUUUGCAGAGAUGAUUCAGUGGAAGGCUUGAGAUUCUACCCAAAUUUAUUUCUGACACAAAGUUAAUGUGGGUUGUGUACAUUUUGUUAUCUAACAGUUGAACCAGAGAGCAGAGGGCAGAACCCUUCCAACAACUGACUUUAAAAUUUUUAUUUUGAUAGUCAACUGCAACAAUGAUGAAGAUUGCAAAGCUUUACAGUUCUCAGGUAUUUCAAGUGCUGAAUCCUCUUAUGUGGAACUGAAAGGAAAUAGGAAUCACCAAGUCAGAAGCAUGUUAAUAGUCUCAAGCCAGCUAGCUCACGUUUCAAGCUUUAUUUGAUGUACUCUGUAGUUUCUCAUUUCUAGAGAAGUCAGAUGAAGAUUCCACACCAGUGAAAGUGGAGAGAAUAUCCCUGCAGUCUGCCAUGAGGGUCGGCACCCAGCAGACAGGUUGCUGCAUACUCCAAUUUCAGUUUGUUUAUGUCUAGAGCAACAAAGCAGACAGAUGUAUCCGUAGCGAUAAGAAAAGUGACUUUGGUGUUUACUGAGGUUUAAGAGACAAACCAGUGU
This is a messenger RNA of Mesitornis unicolor (brown roatelo), 1698 nucleotides long. RefSeq names its product vacuolar protein sorting 36 homolog (S. cerevisiae) (gene VPS36). The transcript is spliced from 14 exons. The coding region runs from base 1 to 1215 and encodes 404 amino acids. Gene Ontology annotation, cellular component: ESCRT II complex; late endosome membrane. Gene Ontology annotation, biological process: protein transport to vacuole involved in ubiquitin-dependent protein catabolic process via the multivesicular body sorting pathway. The record is from RefSeq and is a predicted model, not a curated record. Gene Ontology annotation, molecular function: phosphatidylinositol-3-phosphate binding; ubiquitin binding. NCBI's taxonomy places the organism in Eukaryota, Metazoa, Chordata, Aves, Mesitornithiformes, Mesitornithidae.